Messenger RNA from Panicum virgatum (switchgrass), 2130 nucleotides. Its product is annotated as agglutinin-like. The coding region runs from base 87 to 1871 and encodes 594 amino acids. NCBI's taxonomy places the organism in Eukaryota, Viridiplantae, Streptophyta, Magnoliopsida, Poales, Poaceae. The record is from RefSeq and is a predicted model, not a curated record. Gene Ontology annotation, biological process: negative regulation of translation. The transcript has a single exon. Gene Ontology annotation, molecular function: rRNA N-glycosylase activity.
ACGGGAGCAGAUCGAUAGGGUGCCACCAUACCAUAUCCAUCUUCAAUUCUCCAUCCAUCAAGUGAAGUUCAGCGCAAAUCACCCCGAUGCCGAGCAUGGCGGCGCCAUUGCUCUGCCUGGCGCUGCUCCUGGCGUCCGGCGCCGCCGCCGGCGCCCAAGCUCUCAAAGACUACCCACAGGUAAAGUUCAGCACCGCGUCGGCGACGCCGGAGAAGUACAACACCUUUAUCGCCGCUGUCCGCGCCGCGCUGGUGAGCAAAGCUGGGGGGAAGAGCAACGGGAUCCCCGUGCUGCUCGACCGGGACGACCCGCUCGCGCUUCAAACCUACCUGAACAUCACUCUGACGAACUCGGCGGGGCAUUCGAUCAGCCUGAAGAUGGAUGUCACCGGAGCUUACUUCACCGCCUACGUGGCGUGGAAGUACUCGUGCCUGCUCAAACGAUCCGGCCGGGCAUUCUCGUCGGCGAUCUGCUAUUCCGAUGAUCCAUGGUCGAGCUCAGCUGCCAUUGCUGCGGCGCUGCAGUACUCCGCCGGCGUCGGGAGAGGCGGCGGCGGCGGCUAUCCUGCUGCAGGCCGCCAGGAUCUUGGAGCCGCCGCGACAUGGCGGGCGAAGGAUCUGGACCAGGCCGUGUCGUCGCUGUUCCUGUUCCCCACUGGCAACGCCACCAAGGAGGACGUGGGCCGCGCCGUCGCCGCCUGCGACAUGAUGAUCGCGGGCGCGGCGGCGUUCCCGUACGUCCAGCGGCGGGUGAGCGCCGGCAUGCGGGACGGCAACGGCGUCCCCGACGACCCGAGCCUGCACGGCCUCCAGGCGCGCUGGCCGGCGCUCUCCGCCGCGGUCCAGGAGUCCUUCCAGGGCGCCUUCCCGGCUCCGGUCGCCGUACAGCGGAGCAACGGCAAGUGGCUGCGAGUGGACAACGUGCGCGCGGCCGUGCCCCUCGUGUCCUUCCUGGAGCACGACGGCUGCAAGUCGUCGUCGUCGUCGACGGCGGCGGCGGCUGCGGAUUCCCAGCAGCAGCUCCCCAUGGUCAUCAGGUCCGUCGUGGAGGAUGCGGGGAUGGGCGGCGGCGCCGGCGCGCCGGCGUGCAGCCAGGCGGAGCCGACGACGCGCAUCGUGGGGCCGGAGGGGCGGUGCGUGGACGUGCCCUACAACUGGUACUACCGCGGGAACCAGGUGCAGCUGUGGCCGUGCAAGUCCAACGGCGACGCGAACCAGCUCUGGACCUUCCGGCGCGACGGCACCGUCCGGUCCGGCGGCAUGUGCCUGGCCGCCGCCGCCGCCGGCGCCGGCGCCCGCGUCGUGGUGGACGCGUGCCCGCCGCGCGUCCCUGCGGCGCGCGCCGUCUGGGAGGCGCGCGCCGACGGCACGGUGGCGCUGCGGGCGAGCGGGCUGGUCCUGUCGGUGACCUCGUCGUCGGCGUUCGCCGGCGUCACGGUGCGGCGCGACGACCGCGGCACGGGCCAGUCGUGGACGCCCACCAACGAGACCGCGCCGCUGACCGCCCCCGUCGUCGGGUUCGGCGACCGCUGCCUGCAGGCGGACGGCGUGGGGGCGGUCUCCCUCGCGGCCUGCGGCGGCGGGAUGGCGUGGUCGCUGUACCCCGACGGGUCCGUGCGGCCGCCGGCGUGGCUGUUUCUCCAGUGGAGGUGCCUGGCGGCGGACGCCGGCGGGCGGGUGGCGGUGAGGUUCUGCGACGGGUCCGGCUCGGCCUGCGAGCGCUGGGUGUUCCGCAGCGAUGGCACCGUGCUCAACACCGGCACCGGGAUGGUCCUGGACGCGAGGCCGUCGGCCGGCAAGAGCGGCCGCUACGACGUCGUCGUGUCGCCGGCCACCGGCAGCGCCACCCAGCAGUGGGCACUCAUGCUGUGAGCUCUGAUGGCUGAUCCGAUCCGUCUGCAACAGGGCUAGACAGUGUGUCGUGUACAAUAAAUUCGUGUGUUGCAUGGUUGCUGAAUAAAGUCUAGCUCUACAAGUACAUUGCUACAUGUCAACGAUCUCAUAGCUCGUCUCAUGCAAUGCCAUGUAAGAUUUUUGAUGAUGUGGAAGCGAGAGCGAGGUGAGAGAAUGAGGUCGUUGUUUCACGAGACAACCACCUUAUAAGCUAAAUUUUAGGACUAUGAGACAACUA